This is a messenger RNA of Paramuricea clavata, 1944 nucleotides long. The record is from the annotation of a GenBank genome assembly. NCBI's taxonomy places the organism in Eukaryota, Metazoa, Cnidaria, Anthozoa, Malacalcyonacea, Plexauridae.
AUGGAACGAAACCGAAUAACAACAAAUUGCUUCAACAUCAAACCAGCUUUCAGCAUGCUCAAUCUGUUGCAGCUCACGCUCACUACCUGGAUAUCAAAUCUGGUAAAUUCCAAUCUGUUGCUGAACUUCGCAAAGCAGAUAAAGGAUAAUAGACACUAUUUGCGCACUAUAGCUGAAAUUCUUCUUGUUACUGCCCAACAGAAAAUUGCCCAGCGGGAGACUGGCAGAUCAUUUCGCGUUAAAGACAUCAUAAGAAAAUCUCUUACGUUUGGACAAUCGUGUGGCAAUUUUCUGGCUAUUCUUUCCGUUGUUGCCAGACAUGACUCAGUUAUUGCUGAAAGAAUUCGAUACGGCCCUGCAAAUGCAAAAUACAUCCAUCACACCAUCCAGAAUGCUUUGUUAGAUAUUAUGAAGGACAUGACUUUAGAACAGAUUCAAGAAGAAGUUCGCAAAGCUGUAUAUUUUACAGUUCUUGCUGAUGAAUCUAAAGAUACUAGCAAAAAGGAACAGGUUGUCGUUGCAGUGCGGUACUGUCUUAAUAACGGUAUCCAUGAAGAAUUUGUUGGAAUUGCCGAAGCACAAAGUUUGGAUGCCGACGGUCUUACCGAUACCAUUAUCAGCCAGUUAAGGAGGAUUGAUGCCAAUAUGAAGAACUGUGUUGGGCAGGGCUAUGAUGGAGCAUCUGUGGUUGCUGGUCGGUUGAAUGGAGUGCAAAAGAAACUUCGAGAAAAAACUGGUUCUGAAAUGGCCUACUACGUGCAUUGCUACUGUCACAGAUUAAAUCUUGUAAUUGUUGAUGUGGUGAAUUCGAUCACGUGUGUGGCAAAUAUGAUCGCUCUUAUUAAAAAGAUACAUUCAUUUCUUGGCACCAGCACUGUACAUGUACGAUGGGAGAAAGCGCAAGAAAUCCGUGGCCUAAAAAGAAUGGAAAUUGGAAAUAUUUCCGAUACGCGGUGGGCAUGCCAGGCUAAACAGUUGAGUGCAAUGGCAAAAAGGAUGGAAGUUGUCCACGAAGUGCUGGAAGAAAUCAUUGACAAUGACACUGAUGCCGAUCGUGUUGUUGAUGCGAAUGGAUUUAAGCUACAGAUGGAUCGCCGUUUUGUGCGAUAUCUUUUAGUUACCAAGCAUAUUUUGAAGAAAGCGAAGUUUGCCUCAGAUAUGUUGCAGAAGCCAACCAACGAUCUAUCUAAUGCAAUUGACCUUAUUACAACUCUUAAAGAGGAAGUAGACGCCUGCCGCUCGCGAGAGAAAUGCCAGCAGUUUUGGGAUGAAGCUGAAGAUGUUGCCGACCGUUUAAACCUACCAGACGAUGUACGACCUGUUCGAAACAGACGACCGCCAGCGGCUUUACGGGAUUUUUAUGUGGAAGCUAACAUCGAAGAGAAUCUCGGACAAGCGGGUUUCGAUGAAUUCGUUCGAGACGUUUACGAAAUGGUAGACAAAGUAAAUGCAGAACUUAAAAGAAGAUUUGACGAGAAGAACAUUGUUAUGAUGCAAGGUGUUACUUCAUUGUGCCCAAGUUCUUCCAGCUUCCUAGAUGAAGAUUCGCUUGUGGCUUUUGCAAAGUUAUUUAAUGUCAAUACCGAUUGCCUACGCUGCGAAAUAGCAACCUUUCAUCACUUGCUUAAACGAAAGGACAAGGAAGAUCACCCAAAAGGACUUCUUCAGAUGCUAUCUUACCUGGAGACGUUAAAGGAAGCAUUCUCUGAGCUGCAUCGCAUUGUUCUGAUUGCCUGUACUUUACCUGUUUCAUCAGCUGAAUGUGAAAGAAAUUUUAGUUCAAUGAAGCUGAUAAAGAAUGAACUCCGUUCAGUAAUGAAACAGGAGCGUCUGGAUAGCCUUAUGAUGUUGGGAAUUCACCGCGAGCGAGGAGAAAAACUGGACUUAGAUAACGUAGUAGAUAGGUUCAAAGCCAGAUUUCCCAAAUGCAGAAUUUCUCUUUGA